AUGACGACGAUCAUCGAGGCUCUCUGUUGUGAUACGAUAAAUAGGCAAACUUGCAUGACUUUACUUUGUUUAAACAUGAAGCAAUUAUUUUCAAGUCUGCUUUUCGCGACUGCUGCAUGCGCAGCCAAGCUCUCUCAGGGCUUGACACAAGCACAAACAAAUGGACUUUCGACAUGGGGCACACUAGAUAACCCACAAUUCCCCGAUUUCCUCCCAUCGCAUGACGGAUCUACGGACAACCCAUGGGAGAACCUGAGCAAUAAACGUCGGGAUAACGAUCCAUAUCCCGAAGUGCCUUAUACGGGAGUAACGAGAUACUAUUAUUUUGAAGUUGCUCGAGAUAUCCUCUCACCUGAUGGCUAUGAGAAAAACGGAAUCUUUGUCAACGGACAGUUUCCUGGUCCUGCAAUUGAAGCAAAUUGGGGGGAUUGGGUGGAAGUAACAGUGCAUAAUAACAUCACGGGUCCCGAAGAGGGCACAGCGAUGCAUUGGCACGGUAUCUCCCAGAAAGGAACCCAAUGGGCUGAUGGCGUCCCUGGCGUAUCCCAAUGUCCCAUCGCCCCAGGUUCGUUCUUUACCUACCGAUUCCGCGCAAGCGAGUACGGAACCUCUUGGUGGCACUCUCACUAUUCCGCUCAAUGGACAGCCGGGGCAUUCGGGCCUCUCAUUGUCUACGGUCCAAAGCACAUUCCGUAUGAUGUUGACCUCGGACCCAUCAUGCUCGGCGACUACUACCACCGCGAUUACUUCGAAGUCGUAGAAGAUGCCGCCAGCAACAGUACCGACCUGAACGUAUACGCGCCUUGGUCUGACAACAACCUGAUCAACGGCAAGAACAACUACAACUGCUCCAUGUCCAAGACAAAUGCGACGUGCGUUGACGACGCGGGACUAGCGCAGUUCCGGUUCCAGCCUGGUAAGGUUCAUCGUCUGCGGUUGAUGAAUAUUGGUGCUGCGGCGCUCCUUCACUUCAGCAUUGACGGACAUAAAAUGCAAGUCAUUGCACAGGACUUUGUACCCGUUGUGCCGUAUGAAGCGGACGUUGUCACUUUGGGUGCUGCGCAGCGGACUGAUGUUCUGGUGAUGGGAGAUGCUGAUCCGAGAGAAACCUAUUGGAUCCGAUCUAACAUUUCGACCAAUUGCUCCAAUACAUACACUUCCAUGGCAUGGGCAGUUCUGUCCUACGAGGGAAAUGAUGAUAUCCAGGAACCGACAACUGACAGCACAGACGCUGUGAAAGAGGCUGACCGCAAGGACUUCUUAUGCAGAAAUGACGACCUGAACAAAACGGUCCCGUUCUUCCCCCAAGCCCUCAAAGAACCCGACAUCACAACCACAAUCCAAGUCGAUCUGUACACCAACGAAACAGGCCACCAUUUGUGGACUAUGAACAACCGAACACAGCGAACAGACUAUAACAACCCGCUGCUCCUUCUCGCUAACGAAGGCAAUUUCUCAAUCCCAGAUCCGGACUGGAACGUCUAUGACUUCGGAACUAGCAAGACCGUUCGCAUUGUGCUGAAUACUGUCUAUCAAUCGGCACAUCCUAUGCACCUUCAUGGGCACUCUUUUCAAGUGCUUGCCGAAGGAGACGGUCCCUGGGAUGGCACAAUCGUCAACCCACGUAAUCCAACCCGUCGGGAUACACACAUGCAACGCCGCUACGGACACCUGGUAAUUCAGUUCGAAGCUGAUAAUCCAGGUGUGUGGUCAUAUCAUUGCCACAUUGCGUGGCACGCCAGUAUGGGCUACAAUAUCAUGAUUCUAGAGCAGUCAAGGGACAUCGAGGAUGUGGAGAUCCCUGUUUAUAUGGAGCAGACAUGUAAGGAUUGGGAUCGGUGGUCAAAGUAUAACGUCGUUGAACAGAUUGAUUCGGGCAUUUAG
Messenger RNA from Aspergillus chevalieri, 1884 nucleotides. RefSeq lists its product as uncharacterized. The record is from RefSeq and is a predicted model, not a curated record. Lineage: Eukaryota; Fungi; Ascomycota; Eurotiomycetes; Eurotiales; Aspergillaceae. Gene Ontology annotation, molecular function: oxidoreductase activity; copper ion binding. The transcript is spliced from 6 exons. Bases 1 to 1884 code for a protein of 627 amino acids.